AAAGCAGCCCCCGCCAAUUUCAUUCUGCAAAAACAAAAGACUGACUGACCCCAGCCGAGCUGAAACGCCAACUCCCACUCCCUGCUGAAUACGACAUUGUCGUUUCAAUUCAUUUCCUUCUUUUUCUCUCUCUCGCCAUCAGCGUUUCCUUUUUUUCGCACCCAUAGAUCCUUUCUUGCUUUUUCUUCUCAUCGCUAAAAUUCAUCUCCGAAUUCAAUUUUAAGUAAUAUUUUUUUUUAAUAAACAAGGAGAGCUGGAUCCAUUACAGGAACCAGCGCAGUCCUUGAAGGCAACCGCCGCGGCCAACGGCCAGAUCCGUUAUCGCUCCCCUUCCUCCGCCGAACUCUUAGAGACUGGGGCUUCCUCUGCCACCACCAGUUCUUCCGCCGCCGCCGCCAGUUCUCCCACCCAUUCCGACCACCUCCUCCACCAAUUGCCCUCCGAAAAGAUGAAGCGCCCGGUGCCUCGGCAUGAGUCUUUGUUCGAUAAGAUCCACAGGUACCGGGGUGUUCUCUUGGUCAUUUCGAUCCCGCUUCUCUUGAUUGCAUUUGUCUUGUUCGUCAUGCCAAGUCGCUCUCCAGCCGCCGUCUUGGAUGAGUACGAGUUUAAUAACCGGAAGAUGUCGCCGAAUUUGAAGGAUGCAAAUAGAUACGCGGUUAUUUUUGAUGCGGGUAGUUCAGGAAGUAGAGUGCAUGUCUAUUGUUUUGAUCGAAAUAUGGACCUUGUUCCCAUCGGCAAAGAUCUCGAGCUUUUUCUCCAGAUUAAACCAGGUUUGAGUGCAUAUGCAAGUGACCCAGAUGCUGCAGCAAGAUCUCUUCUUCCCCUGCUUGAUAAAGCAGAAAGUGUAGUACCCAAAGAGCUCCGAUCGAAAACACCUGUCAGAGUUGGGGCUACUGCAGGCUUGAGGGCAUUGGGUGGUGAGGCAUCAGAAAGAAUUUUGGAUGCGGUUAGGGAUCUUCUGAAAGAUAAGAGUACCCUGAAGUCUGAGGCAGAUGGAGUAACUGUUCUGGAUGGUUCUCAAGAAGGUUCAUAUGAAUGGGUGACAAUAAAUUACCUAUUAGGAAAAUUGAGCGGAUCAUAUUCUGAGACAGUUGGAGUGGUUGAUCUUGGUGGUGGAUCUGUUCAAAUGGCAUAUGCUAUCUCUAAGAUGGAUGCUGAAAAGGCUCCAAGGGUAUCAGAUGGAGAGGAUUCAUAUAUAAAAGCAAUGCGUCUGAUGGAUACUGACUAUUACCUAUAUGUUCACAGUUACCUUCACUACGGUUUAUUGGCAGCUCGAGCAGAAAUUCUGAAGGUUUCUGAAGGCUCUGACAAUGCAUGCAUCUUGGCUGGUUAUGAUGGGGUUUACAAAUAUGGAGGAAUAGAGUAUAAAGCAUCAGCUGCUUCUUCUGGUUCAAGCUAUGAAGGAUGCAGGAGUUUUGCUUUGAAGGCUCUCAAAGUAAAUGACUCAGAAUGCACGCACAUGAAAUGCACAUUUGGUGGAGUAUGGAAUGGUGGAGGUGGGGAUGGACAAAAAAAUAUGUUUGUUGCUUCAUUCUUUUUUGACAGGGCUGCUGAGGCUGGUUUUAUUGAUCCUGCUCUACCUGUUGCCAAAGUUCAUCCUGUGGAUUUUGAGGAGGCAGCUAAGCGCGCUUGUGAAACUAAACUUGAGGAUGCAAAAUCUGCAUAUCAACGUGUAGAGGUGGAUAACCUGCCAUACCUAUGCAUGGAUCUUGUCUACCAGUAUACAUUGCUUGUAGACGGAUUUGCUCUUGAACCAUGGCAAGAAAUUACAUUAGUGAAGCAGAUUAAGUACCAGGAUUCCCUUGUUGAAGCUGCAUGGCCACUGGGCAGUGCCAUAGAGGCUGUGUCAUUAUCAACAUGAUUGUAAAUUACAUCCUGCUUGAUCAGCAAGUGGAAAUUCCUCGCAUUUAUCAGCUUGUAACAGAUCUACAGAGUUUAUAAUGCUUGAGAAGUCACCGGCACGUGAAAUGGAAAUUGGAUUUUGUCCAUGUAUCACAGGAAUAAUGAGAAAGGAAUAGCUCCAUUUACCAUCAUUUGUAAUUACAUUACAAAAGGUUCAGAUUUAUGAUUUUUGAGAGAAUGAUUCAAUUCA
Messenger RNA from Hevea brasiliensis (rubber tree), 2092 nucleotides. RefSeq names its product apyrase 2. The transcript is spliced from 9 exons. Gene Ontology annotation, molecular function: nucleoside diphosphate phosphatase activity. Gene Ontology annotation, biological process: nucleoside diphosphate catabolic process. The record is from RefSeq and is a predicted model, not a curated record. The coding region runs from base 449 to 1861 and encodes 470 amino acids. Gene Ontology annotation, cellular component: membrane. Lineage: Eukaryota; Viridiplantae; Streptophyta; Magnoliopsida; Malpighiales; Euphorbiaceae.